Messenger RNA from Trypanosoma cruzi, 725 nucleotides. RefSeq lists its product as uncharacterized. The transcript has a single exon. Lineage: Eukaryota; Euglenozoa; Kinetoplastea; Trypanosomatida; Trypanosomatidae. The record is from RefSeq and is a predicted model, not a curated record. The annotation marks the transcript as partial.
CAUGUACGGCGGUGUUUUGCCACAUACGGCGAUAUCAAAUUCCGACAGUGGCGGUGGUAGAUGAACGCGUUGUAAAGGGUCUUCUUGUGACAACCAUACGCGAUCAACUCUCCUACCUCAUUCAACAGUCACCACCACCCACUUUUUCGGAAGAAGAUCUUUUCAUUGUAACAAUAGAACGCUACCGCACUUCAUCGACAAACAGUUCUUACGUCCUGCAUGAGGACUCGCCCCAGCAACGCAUGGUGGGCGAUGGGAGUGAGUUGAGGGAAGAGCUAUUGUCCUUUGAUGUUCUCCGCUCUUUCAUUUUACGUGAAUUAAACAUCAUUCGGAGGCUUCAUCAGGAUAGUGCGCCUGGUGCAGAGGCCUACUAUCCGCCAGAGCACACUCCUUUGUCGCACUCUAGUUUUACGACGGUCACCAGCGUGGACAGCGUUUUGGAGGUGGAGUUCCAUGAAGGCGGCAAUCAAAACAGUGCUCCACACAUUGAGAAUGUCAAACUGGCGCUUGGUCUUUUUGUGCGGUACGCUCGCCUCUACUUGAGCACGCGUAGUCUGGCCCUCUUGGAUCGUCAAGAGCUUUCGGUAUCGCUUGAAAAGCUUCUUCAUGCACUCAAUCGUUUGAUUCACGAUGUUCGUCGACUCGGGAACUCGGUGCUGACUGGAAUUGUGGAAAACGUGCGGGAAGAUCUGAAGAGCCUUGCUGGGAUUCUGCAGAACAGCUAA